This is a messenger RNA of Phalaenopsis equestris, 2526 nucleotides long. RefSeq lists its product as uncharacterized. Bases 137 to 2167 code for a protein of 676 amino acids. The record is from RefSeq and is a predicted model, not a curated record. The transcript has a single exon. Lineage: Eukaryota; Viridiplantae; Streptophyta; Magnoliopsida; Asparagales; Orchidaceae.
AAUUAAGAUCUAGCCCAAAAACAGUAGUCAUGAAGGGCUCAUCUUCCCAACUCAGACGCGAAGCGCCCACUCCUUCUCCAUCGCAGUCCCGUCAACCAGAUCAACUGCACCUUCACUUCUGCAGCCGCCGGCAACAAUGGAGGACGGCGAAGGUAGCAAAGAAGGAGCAGGAGAACACGAGGUCAACCCCCACGACACCGCAAAGCCAUCUAUUUCACCUCCCUCAGCCGCUUUGCCUCAUCUUGUUGUGCCCACCAGGCCUUCUCCGAUUGCGAAAAAAGGUACCGAUCGUCGGAAGAAAAUUUCUUUGAGCGCGAAGCAGAGAAAGUUGGCGGAAGGGAGGCUCGUACUCCUCAACAAGAACUUCCGCCCAAUCCCUUUUUCCCCGGCGAAAACCCUAGAUUUCUCCGCGCACGAGCAGCUCUUCCGUGAGCUCGGUCUCUGGGACUUUGCACACCUACAGUUCGAUGAAGAGGUGCGGCCAGACCUCCUUGCCGAUCUGAUCGCUUAUUAUGAUUCCUCCAAUCAUCGGAGCUAUGUGCGUAACACUCGGAUUUCUGUAACUCGGGUCCAUCUUGCUCGAGCUGUCGGGCUGCCGACUAAGAAAGAGAAACGCGAUGCUUUUGAUGGAAGGGAUAGGGUCCAAGAACUAGUUUCUGUAGAUGGGGCUACCAAAGCCCUCUUGGAUUUCAUUUCUAGCUACAUGCUUUUUGAUGAAAUGUGCAUACUGCCUGAGGAAAUCAUUCAGGCUACUAAACUUGUGAAGGAGGGGGUUCCCUACAAGGUGGAUUGGGCAGCAAUUAUGUGGGUUUUGGUUGAGAAGGAGCUAUCAGAGGGCCACGAAUCCGGAACUUUUUGCUAUGCAUCUCAUCUGCAGCAGUUGAUUAAGCACCAACGUCCUCAACUUUUCUUAAAAGAACCAGAGCCUGUGUUUGCUGUGGCUGAGCCUGAGGAAGUGGAAGACAUUUCGGUGGCAGAUGAGGCGGUUAAUAUGGCAGAAGAUGAUGUUAAUGCUGCAGAAGUCCAUUUGACAGAAGAAGAGGGUGAUGCUGAUAUCAGAAAGAUGCGGAGCUUGCAGGACAUGAUGAAUGUGGCUUCUGAGGGGCAUGAUUGUGAGUUUGGUUUGACGUUGGGUGAUGAUGUGAUGGAUGAUUUUGAUGAUUGUAAAAUGAAUGCAGAGAGCGAGUGGCUUGAAGGAGAGAAGAAUGAAGGCUUUAAGCAAUGCCUGAGGCGCUGUAAUUCUAAAGCUUCUGAAAACUUGGAAUUUGAGAAUUUGGCAGAGAUGGGUGAGGAGAAAAAUAUACAAGAGAGGUCUACCGCUGCUGUCUCGGUUAAAGUUUCUAAUUUUGAGAGGUUGAAUUCAUCAGACCUUAUGCAGGAAUUGAGCAAUGUGGGCAUUCCUUAUGCUGCACAGGUGAAUACGCUCAACCCAUCUUAUAAGAACAUUAUUAUGGAUAGUGGUUUGGGUGGUUCUAACUGUUUUGGCUAUAGUGAAAGGAGGCAAAUUGAUGAGAUUGGGGAUGAGGAGAGAGACCAAUUUGACCAUAAAUGUAGGCAAAAAAGGUUGCGGGCUUAUGAACCUUGGGGAAACCUGCCAUUUUCUUUUGAUGACUGCAUGAAUAUGAUUCAAGUUGGUGCAAAGAAGGCCAAAGCACUCUAUAGUGAGAAAUACCAAGAACUUUCAAAGAUGGAAGACCAUAUACAGUAUCUGAAUCAUUUGGUUCAUGAGAAAGAGCUGGCUAUUCGGUCAUUAAAAGAGUUGGAAGAGCAACGAAAUUGGCAGAUGGAUGUUCAGCAGUAUGAGCGUGAACUAUGCUUGGUGACCCAAUUGAUGCUUGGUUAUAAGACUGCUUUAAAAGAAACUCGGGGUAGAUUUGCGGACUAUAGAAAGCAGCACCCAUGUGAUGUGGAUCCUCUUUACAAGGAUGUUCCUGGGACAGGUGGACUGGUUCUUAGUGCGAGGGAGUUUGAAAAGGUUCAGUUGGUCAAAGAGGAAGAGAAGCGACAGCAGUUGUUAUGUGCUUUCAGAAAUCUUGAGCAAAUCUUAAGUAAAUUUGAGAAAUGUGAAGAGAGGGUCACAUUGCAUGAUGUUAAGCUCGGGAAGUUGGUUGGAGAAAUGCGGAAUCUGAAAGAUGGUUUUGUAAAAUCUGGUUGCUUGGAUGUGUAACAACACCUUAUUUCAGCGGAUUUGCUGCCCUUCUGACUAGUUAUUUAAGAAAUGUGAAGACUGCAUCAUUUUGGGUGAUUGGAAAGUUAUGAAGCCGUUUGAUAUGAUAACUGGAAAUGGAGGUUUGUGUGGCUGUUUCUUGGAUGAUUACCUUUUGAACUAGUUUUGCGCGCUUAACUUGGAUACUUGAUUAUUAACUUAGGAUAUAACACUGAUGAAUGAAAUUAGAUUUAAAAUCCCCUUUUUGAACUGCCUAUGUUAUUUGCAUACAUCUGUUGUUUUCACUCAUGUCAUGUACCAUUGAUGAUUGUUUUGUAUUGUUAAAAUGUUUUAAGAUCGCAGGAUCUUUUUAUUUUAAA